Erigeron canadensis is the source of this 1092-nucleotide messenger RNA. Its product is annotated as peroxisomal membrane protein PMP22-like. The transcript is spliced from 7 exons. Lineage: Eukaryota; Viridiplantae; Streptophyta; Magnoliopsida; Asterales; Asteraceae. Gene Ontology annotation, cellular component: membrane; cytoplasm. Bases 226 to 780 code for a protein of 184 amino acids. The record is from RefSeq and is a predicted model, not a curated record.
UCAUGGUUAGGUGAAGAUACAAAAUGGGCAAAAAUAUCGAUCUAUAACCAUAUUAUUUAAUUCAAAACGAACAUUACUAGUAGUAGUUAAUAUAUUUAUAUUAGUUAAUUAAUUAAUUACUAUUAUAGUUUGACAAAACAUUUUGCACAUAAAUAUCUAUAGCACUUUGAAAACCCACAUAAUAAUAAUCUUUGAGAAGAAGAAGAAAUCCUCCUAACUAACAAAAUGUCAAUUGCAAAGAGAGGGCUUCAACAGUACUUGUUACAGCUUCAACAACAUCCUUUAAGAACAAAGGCGUUGACUGCUGGACUAUUGUCAGCGAUCAGUGAUAUAGUGUCUCAGAAGCUCACCGGCAUCCAGAAGUUGCAAAUUCGACGACUUCUUCUCAAAGUGCUUUUUGGGUGUGCAUAUCUUGGACCAUUCGGGCAUUUCUACCACUUGUUGUUAGAGAAAUUGUUCAAGGGAAAAAAAGACUCGUCAACGGUUGCCAAGAAGGUGUUGGUCGAACAAGUGACAGCUUCUCCAUGGAAUAACUUGAUGUUUAUGCUAUACUAUGGGCUUGUUAUCGAGGGAAGACCGUGGAUCCACGUGAAGUCUAAAAUCAAGAAGGAAUACCCAUCAGUACAGUAUGCAUCAUGGACGUUCUGGCCUGUAAUCGGAUGGAUAAAUCACCGCCACGUCCCACUUCAAUUCCGUGUCAUUCUCCAAAGCUUUGUUGCAAUGUGCUGGGGUAUAUUCUUGAAUCUAAAAGCAAGAUCAAUGACAAUUACGAAAGGUUAAAGCAUAUUAAAGGAUCUUCUCAAAUAAUAUCCUAUGCUUAUGCAGUUAUGCAGAUUUGCAUCUCAUUUUAGCUCGUAAGCUGUUAAUGGUUGGCUUGAUUUUAGUUGCUAUUAUUAUUGUUUUCAGUCUUUUUUUUUUAUAGUAUGCUAAAACAGCACGACGGGCUUCCAUCCUGAUCUCAUGUAUCGUAGUAUUAAACUUUGGAUUGUAUCAAAAUCUAUGUAUUAUAAAAAUGAUUCAUAGGAACAUAAAGAAUUUGGUUAGAUGUAAGUCAUUCGACAUGCUCAAUGAUCAGCCUACUUCAUUAUCUUA